CAAUGUAACUGACACCUCAUGUCUCAUCUCCAUGCAGCGUUAUGUUGAAGCUCAAUGUUGCAUUGUUUCUAACGACUACAAAGGUGGUCUGGAACUUUUCACUGAACUUUUGCAACGAUUUCCUAACAACAUACACAUAUUACUGGAAAUGGCAAAGGUCAAAGCCGUUAUUGGAAAAAAUGAUGAAGCCAUUUUGGAUUUUGAGAAGGUUAGGUCAAUUGAUCCAUAUGUGGUUACAUAUAUGGAUGAGUAUGCAAUGCUUUUAAAGCUAAAGUCAGAUAUUUCCAAGUUAAAUAAGUUAGUACAUGAUAUCCUGAGCGUUGAUCCCACACGGCCUGAAGUUUUUGUGGCCCUGUCUGUUUUGUGGGAAAAGAAAGAUGAGAGAGGAGCUUUAUCCUAUGCUGAAAAGAGCAUCCGCAUUGACGAGAGGCAUGUAGCUGGUUAUAUAAUGAAG
Messenger RNA from Olea europaea var. sylvestris, 454 nucleotides. Its product is annotated as anaphase-promoting complex subunit 7-like. The annotation marks the transcript as partial. Gene Ontology annotation, biological process: cell division. NCBI's taxonomy places the organism in Eukaryota, Viridiplantae, Streptophyta, Magnoliopsida, Lamiales, Oleaceae. Gene Ontology annotation, molecular function: protein binding. The record is from RefSeq and is a predicted model, not a curated record. The transcript is spliced from 5 exons.